AACCCGAGGAAGACGAGGCAGAGGUGAGGCAAGGCAAGCAGAAGGUAGAGGCAGACAUUCAGUAGCCACAAGUCACCAGUCAAUCACCUGUCAGUCACCAAUCGGUCACUAGCAUGAGUGAAUCCGCGACUUCAGGUGAACUCAAGACAAGAAGGCCUUGGAGAACCGUAUGUCGAACCACCGUGCUUCCUGUGCUGGUGACGGUGAUGGUGGCGGGGCUGGGGCUUGAAGUUUGCAUCGUGGUGGAGCAUCUGCUGACGGAGGAACACGAGUCAAUCUUCACCGUGACGUCUCCUGAAGCGGUGGACUCUCUGGGGCAGAUGCGCACGGUGGGGCCUGGGAUUCGCUGGCCUCUGUUGCUGCUGCUGACCUCUGUGCUUACCCUAUCAGUGUGCGUGGCCAUUCUGGUGUGGUCUCUCACCAGGCAGCGAGCGCCGACUGUUACCGGGCCCUUACUGCCUCGUCGAGUAACACCAUGUGGACCUCUUCGGCCUCAAAUACUUCGGUCCCCAGUGAAGUCUCCCGUGAACGCCAGCGCAGCACUUCUAUCCCCGUUCUCACGCACACGUCUACUCUCCACCGCCACGCCUGUGCACCCUAACAUCGUUCGCGUGAAGGAGCAGCGGGAGGAGGGCGUGUUCCGGAUGUCAGUGUAGGCGCGGGUGUGUUCUUAAUUGUCUUUGUGGUGGCGGGACAGCGUGGAAGUAAUGCUGUGAAUAAAUCUUGGGAAUGAUGUAA
Messenger RNA from Portunus trituberculatus (swimming crab), 738 nucleotides. RefSeq lists its product as uncharacterized. Lineage: Eukaryota; Metazoa; Arthropoda; Malacostraca; Decapoda; Portunidae. The transcript has 2 exons. The coding region runs from base 114 to 656 and encodes 180 amino acids. The record is from RefSeq and is a predicted model, not a curated record.